UUAGAUCGAACUGUUUGCCCUACAUUGGAUUUAUUUCUGCGGUCUUUCCUGCUUCAUUAGUAUUUGGAAAUGGCAUCCCCAACCACUGACAAUAUAAGAGUCGCGAUCAGAGUUCGUCCGUUGAUUAAAAGGUGAGUGCAUAGUCUUUUUGAACGGUUUAACUUUCACUCGUGGCCAACAUUAAUUUGUAAAUCGGAGCAUGAUUCACUGUUUUAUCGACAAGGUCUGUCGUUUUACGAAAGAACGAUUGAAGUACAUUCUGCCAUGUGUAUAAAUAUUGUAAGCUUAACAAAAAAUAAGCUUAACUAUGAUACGAUUUUGUUUUUAUCAUAAAAAUACAUCCUAGAUAUAUAUUUUAAAAUUUGACAACAGACAGGCCUGCUGGAACCGGGGUAACUCAGCCUAACUGCUAUAAUAUUAGUUUGAAUACAUAUCUCAGCUUUUGAGUACAUAUAACAUAUGCACCGUACCGUGAAACUGACCAACAGUGCAUGUUGUAAUGUUUUGAUCAGCUGAACUCCCAGUAAAGUGAAAAUAACUUGACUUUGCACUCUAGCUGGUUAAAACAUGCGUAUUUUAUACAUUGUAAGGCCAGUCAGCUUUCUUGAGUAGGAUGGAUAUGUUACAGGUCAAAUUAUAUUUAGGUUGAUUUUUUCAAUAACCAAGGUUGAUUUUCAAAUUCCUUUAUCUCCUAACCCUAAUUUAAUUCAUGAAUAGGAGACAAAGGAAUUCGAGAAUCAACCAACAAUGUUAAAAAUUUUAACCUGAAUUUAAUUUUGACCUGUUACCAACAGGUGCAUGGAAGGUGAUAAAAAAGAGGAGAGGAGAGAAAAGACCUGGCAAAUGCUGCUACUCAAUUCUCCCCUCUUCCCUUUUCCCUUCCCAUGCUCUAAAAAGGUGACCAUUAAUGAGUCUGACACAGUUUUUAGCUUUGUCAGUCCUCAUCGACAAUGAGAUACACUGUUGUUAUAAUCUUUGUACUAACAAUUUUUUUUUUCCAGGGAAAAUGACUAUCAGUCACAAACUCACUGGAAAGUUGACAGGAACAUAAUAACUCAGAUUAGUAAUGGAAAGGCAUUGUCAAAUUCGCCUUACGUGUUUGGUAAACUUCUUUUUUUUUUUUUUUGCUUUUCAAAACUGUCAUGUUAACCUAAGUUAGCUUGUGAAUACAGCUGUCUCUCAUUACUCCUUGGUGUGUGGACAUUUUGCAAGAGAGACAGUGCGGUUUUCCCUCUUGUUGUCACCCUUUACAUGUAUUCAUGCAAGUAAACUUCACAACAGCCAUCCUUGAAUUCUCUUUCUGUACAGUCAAACAGUCUCAUAAAGAUAUCAGUAUUUACUAUAAUCCCUUGAGCCAUCCAGUAAUCAUUUCUGCGUGACUUUGUUGCUCCACAAAAACUGGAGAGCAUUAGCAAAAAGGGAACAGAAGAUUUAGAAACAGUAUUUCCUUUUCUCCCCUCUGACUAAGAUGUUCUACCUGCCCAGGAGAAAUAGUUUAGCCCAAGGGGCCAUAAGGUUUCUCAAUUUUUAAGCAAGCGCAGAAGGCAAAAUGUCUAGGUUAGGACAAACAGGUUUAACUGACUCUUCACCUUCUGUGCCUUAACACAGGUUCCGUACUGACAUAGCUUACACAAUUUUGUUGUACUACCACUCGUCAAGGAAAACUUUAAUAUCAUUUCAAAUUUCACCCCAUUAUUAUUGUAGACAGAAUAUUUGAUAUUUCAAAUUCCACCCAAGAUGUUUAUGAUGAGUUUGGUCGACCUAUUGUCCUUUCAGCCAUGGAUGGCUUUAAUGGUGAGUACCUUAGAUUACCUUAAUACUACAUAAUAUUAUCGCGUUUGUGUGUCAUUGAGAAGAACAGAGCAGUUUGUUUCUAACACCUCUUGUUUCUUCUAUCCAUCCAUGCACCCCUCCCCCUCUCCAAUGAUUGUUUUGUGGGUUGCUUAUUGUCUCUUGUAUUGUACCAUCAUUUUAAGAUGCUGGAUAAGACUGGAUUGGGUGCCCCCCUCCCUUUACUUGGGUUGGAGGGGGUAACAAGGACUGAUUUAAUCCAGUCUGAUCCAGGUUUUGUUGCCAAUCCAUGUUUGGCAACUUUUAAUAUAAACCACUAUAUAAUAUUGUUCCUUUCCUCGAUAAAUUCUAGGAACUUUAUUUGCCUAUGGGCAAACAUCCUCUGGCAAGACAUACACCAUGAUGGGAGACCAGCAAAAUGAGGGGGUUAUUCCAAAAGCAGUUGGUGAGAUAUAUGACUACAUUGAAAAGGUAAAUUAUCGAAAAAAAUGUUGUGAUGUAUGUGAUGUGAAGUCACCAUGUAGUCUGUUGGCCCCUUUUGGAGAGCCAGGGGUUCUCUAAGGUCUUUUACCAAUACUUAACCCUUUAAGCCCUAAGAGGGCUCAUCAGCAUCAAAUAUCAAUGCUUUGUAAAACAGAGGUGAUCAGCAUCAAAUUUCUCCUUGUACUAUCAAUGCUUUGUAAAACAGACCAGUUGUUCAUGAGAAUUAUGGACAUGAUCACACAAGAUGAAUUUGCUUGAAAUUUUAUCAAUUUCUCCCCACUACCAAUGUAGGAAAUGAAUAGGGGCAACAAAUGAGAAUUCAAAUUUUUGAUCUUAGGGUUUAAAGGGUUAAAGCCAGGAAACUUUUGUGUCACCCUUUCCUUUUCCUUAGACAAAAAUAAUACCAUUCAACAUAAGCAAAACAACUGUCAUAUUUGAGUGUGGUUUUUACAUAAUAUACUUACAGUGUACUGCAAUGUUACCAAAAUCAGGGCUGUGCUCUAGCAAUACCUGGUCAGGAGGCACCUGGUGUCUUAGUUUUAUUCUUGGACGACUAGGAAAUCUCAGUUUUUGCAUAGAAAUUAUAUGCUGGGCACCCUGGAUUUCUCAGUUUCAGAGCAUUGGGUAGGCUCAGUCUCCAGCCUUGGGUCUCUAGAUACUCCUGUGGUACUCGGGUGGGGAGUAUAUCGCUGGCGCAUCGCAACACCCUCUCACCCAACACUGGAGACUGAGCCUAAGUAUUGGUCUCAUACGGUCAGGGACUUUUUCUUAUUGUUAUGUUUUCUUCUCAGCAUCCCUCCAGAGAAUUUUUGAUCAGGGUUUCCUACAUGGAGAUCUAUAAUGAGGUAUCUGACAAUGUUGUAAUGAUAUACAGCUGUACUAAAUAAUGACACGGGCAGAGGUAGCCUCUUUAAUGUUACCAUUUUAAUUCGAUUACUGAGACAACGUCUGAACCUAACGGUCUAAUGCCUACUGAAAUUUUUUUGAAACAUCCCUAAAACCACUGUUAAUGGUCGGUUCUUUUAAAGAGACUGACGAUCAGAGCAAGAAUACUUUAUGUAGUAACUAUAACAAUACAGUAGGCUAAAGUAAGGCAAAAUAACAACUCUGCACGCCCAGCAAGCUUUUUUGUACAUGUAGUGAACUAAGGAAGACGUUUGCCGGAAAACUCAGGCUUUAAUCACCAAAUCUCAUUCCAUGCAACAUGGCGGUAAAACUACAACCAGGAGGAUUGCGGGCUCUUAUAUAAGGACAAAUCUCACUUCAUAUACACUACACGAAUUAUCACAAAACUCGCAGUUCGAAUGUUCCUAGUUCAUAGCUCAGUUCGCAAUGUCAUUUACCACAGUACAUAACUUUGCUGUCACUGCAUGACUACGACGUGAAAAGCCAUGACAAAAUUUUUGUUUCUCUUUCUGAGCUUAAAUUACCCUGCGAGCAGAGUCUCCUUCGAUCUUCCUUUUCGCCGACGUCGCUGUCGUGGUAUCUUAAACUCCCGAUUUAGUAAAACCAAAAGGCACUUUUCAUACGCGUUAAUGCAUGUUGGUUGCAGGUUUGAGGAAAAUCUACCGUAAAAUUCUGAAAAUAAGCCCCCCCAUGUGUAAGCCCUUCCAAAUAUAAGCCCCCCAAAAUCGUAACACAAAAAACCCUUCCGGGGGGGUUGUACUUGGAAUUUGCCCUCAAAUACAAAGUAAAACAAAGCAAAAAUGGUAAAUUUCCUUCCCACUACAAACACUCCUGUUUCAACUUUAAAACGCAAAUUUCCCCCCAUAGGUAAGCCCCUUCGAAUAUAAGCCCCUCCAAAAGUAAGCCCCUCAAAAAGGGCCUUUGAAAAAUAUAAGCCCCGGGGCUCAUUUUCGGAAUUUUACGGUAUUUCAAGUGUUCAAGGUUUCCAAACGUCGCGUAGCUGAGUGAAUAGUGGUACAUGCAGAACCGGCACUGGAAAGGAUUGUUUUUUUCUUUUUUUAAACAUAUUCACGUGAUCUUUGCUUUUGUUUUCUUUAGGACAUAAAAGAUCUGCUAAAUCCUGGCAAAACCAAUCUUAAGAUCCAUGAAAAUCCACAGGUAUAAUAAAUAGAGUCAGGGUUAAAGAAAAUGCACCGUAGUCUUCAACUAUAAUUUUCAAUUUUUACACCUUUUGCUAUUCAUGUAGGUGUUCUCUGUUUAGUUUAUUGGAACAUCAAUACCCAAUAGAUACGCCCCUAUCACCUGGGAAAAAAGUUGCUUGAUAACGGUGAUUUUUCUCUUUAAUUGUUGUCGUUGUUGUUACAUGUUGUCGCUUUUAAGGUGGCUUGAUAGGGUUUUUCAAGGUCAAUGCCUCCCAAGUUUGAGAAUAAACUACCUCGUCACUAACAAAGAUUUUUUAAAAUUUUGAAUCAAGGUGUUCAUGUUGAUUACGCAAACUUGUGUUCAUUAUUCCACCUUUCAGAGGCAAGUAUACGUUGGUGAUUUGACAGAGGAGGUUGUUUCGUGUCCUGAAGACGUUUUCAAACAUAUGUUCCGUGGAGAAAGUAAGUUAAACACAGUCAAACCUGUUGUUACGAAAAGUACAAUAAAUGUCAUGUAGAUGAAGUAUAUCUUAAUAAUGUGAUCAACCAUGAUAGCUAAAGAAGUGAAAAUCGUAUCAAAAUGACUGCAUUAAGGUGUUUAAAAAGGGGGUCAAAGAGUGCUCAUUUAUUGGAUAAAUCUUAGUCCUUGAAAAUCAUAAGUUGUCUUGAACAGUCCUUGAAAAGUCCGUGAAUUUUGCUUGUCUAAAGUUGUACCAACCAUGUGGAUACAAUGUAUUUGGCGCAUUUGAAUAUAUUUAUAUAGAUAUUUGCGCCUUAUAAGUUUUUGAAAUUAAUAAUAAUUAAUUAAUGUAAGUGGCCGCUUACGAGAGGUUGUCCCACUUUUAGGUUCUUUUCUGACAGAAAAUAAAUACAUGUAUGUCUGACCAGCUCACCAGUUAAAUCGGCGACUAAAACAAAAAAAGUCGCCGGACAUAGAUUAAAUUGACUUUUUUAAUGAUAGUCUUUUGUGUUUGAUUUGUCUGCUCCUCACUUGUGACCCUAGGCAGGCCUGAUUUCAUCGGAAAUGUAUUAUAUAAGUUCUUUGUAAUUAUGUAUUUUUAGAAAAUCGGCACUUCGGUGAGACGAAUAUGAAUGAUCGCAGUAGUCGAAGCCACACCAUUUUCAGAGUGGUAGGUGUCUUACUUUAGUGUUGAACAAUAGUCUAACACGGAUUUACUUUGUAACUUCUUCAAGCAUUUUGCUAACGGAUGCAUGGUUUUAAGUUACUCCGAAACAGAGUCGAGUAAUUUCCUUUCUCUUUCUUCUGAAUCACCUUGUCUGGAUUUUUUGCGCGUAAAGUAGAUUAGACUAAGUUCACACGCGAAAAGUCAGUUUUGUCAAAUAAGUUGGCAAGUCCUCCUUCGUUCAUUCGCUCUUUUUCAAACUUUCUUGACGAUCUCGCGUUGAAACGCUUCUUGUUACACGCAGGGCUACUUCUUCCGACUCACUUACCGCCUAGAUAACUUUUGUGCGUUUUCUUACACCUUGCACUAAAUCGUUUUCAUGCAGCCCGACAAUUUUGGCCUCAUCUAUGUUUCUAUUUUUUUUUUAACUUACAAGAUUAUUGAAAGCCGCGAAAUGAAGGAUGAAAGCAAAGACCCCGAUACCAUAGAUGGAGCCGUUCGAGUGGCACAACUGGUAAACCGUUCGUCUUUCAAGGAAACGUUGGGUUUUCUUAUCAUUUUUGUCAUUCUUGUCUAUCUGUUGAAAAGGCUCUUAUUCCGUCAGAUUUUUACGCUUGGCUAUCAUAUUAAUUUCAUCAUGCAUUAUGUUUAGAACUUAGUUGACCUUGCCGGAUCAGAGCGGGCAUCACAGACUGGAGCUUUUGGUUAGUCAUUUAACCUUUACAUUAGUAUAUAACUACACCCUUACUACUAGUCUUCUUCAGGCGAUUUGGUCAAAUGUUUCACGAUACCAAUUUGCAUCACUUUGGUUUGCGUUGAUUUAUUAUGCCAAUCAUUACUGCUCCUUAGUACCACGAGACGUAGAACGUCUCCCACUAGACGAAGAACAUGUAGAGUACUGUGUUUCCUCGGAGAUCCGAUGAAACUCCAUUCUUCUGUUUGUACUCCUUUGGCUUUGUCAACCGCGUUUUUAGGGUCUUUCAUCUCCCCACCCCAGAGGGACGCGGGACGCUCCAGGAGGUGGAUGUGGAGAAGGAAGUCUGUAGAUGUUUUGCGCGUCUCUCAGGUUUCAUGCAGACCAUACGAUAUGAUAAUAAAAUGUUUCUUCGUUUUCCACAAACUGUUGCACUUGCUUAGGUUUUGUGUUGUUUGUACCUGUUGUGUUAUGGGUACUAGUAGGCUGAUUUAGCAACAGAACGGGAACGUCAGUUGACGACGGCGCGCGCAAAUUAAACAACUGGCUUGACCAAUGGCACAACGGCAAAUUGGGUACCGGAAGCCGUGUUUAGUCCUUUCCGCGCGUUUUGCCGUCAUCAACUGACGUUCCCGUCCUGUUGCUAAAUUAGCCUACUGUCAAGACUCAUUUCAAUCUCUUGUAUGAAUUACGUGGCCUCAUUUGGUAAUCGCAGUAUUUGAGUGACAUACCAAUAAACUAACAACAUUAUCAUUGUGUGGUACACCUUUUCUUGGAUGCACGACGUGCUUCUGUUGUCAUGUGAGACGUAAAAACGGUGUCCUUAGUAGUUCUUUAUUUUUUGUUCCUUGCAGGCCAACGUUUAAAAGAAGGUGGACACAUCAACAAGAGUUUACUGGCCCUUGGUUCAGUGAUCGCUAAACUCAGUGAGGGAGAAAGGUAUGGAAAAAAAACCUCACUUUUUACCUGGGAAUUGCGGUCUUUCCGCCCGAAAGUCGUUUCGCACGACGCCGGACGGCGUUCGCCAGGACAUUAGUCGAUUCGCCUAAUGACAUACAGCACUCUACAACAUUGUGAAAAUACUUUCGAGAUGUUAUUUUAGUUACCAUCGGAUUCCACAUGUGCAGUCACUGUCGUUCCACGCUUAUUCCCUUUUUCCAGGCUUAACGAGCGACAAAUACGCUUCGUGUAAAUCGAUUUAGUCUCAGUGCGAGCUCCUAUCGGGCGAAACGACCUGAUACCUUACCAGGAAGAAAUAUUCUCAGUAACAGGAAAAAAGGCAUGCCAUUUGCCUUGACUUUGCCCAGAGCAAUCCAUACAGCUAGAUGUGUAAGUCUUGAUAUAACAGAGCCUUUUUUACAAACUUGCUUUGAAGGCAUAGGUUAAAGAACACUAGCCUGCGUAGCAUGGCGGUUUUGGUUGGGCGCGCUAAAUAUUAAAGGCGGACGAGGGCAGUUGGUGGCCGGGCGAGGGCCGCUCAGCGGUGCUCCCGGCGAAACCGCCAUGCUACGCAGGCUAAAAGAAUACCGACAUGACAUGAUGAUAAUUCUUGCUUUUGCUUUAAAUACUCCUGUCCAAGUGGGUCUCCUAGAACGUCUGCAUCGGUCCACAGGCUACAUGUUUUUUUUUUUACGUGGGCGUUAGGUUUGCAUUGCUGCUUUACUGACGCCGAUUACAUUUGCAUUUUGCCUUUUUAGCUUCAUACCAUUCCGUGACUCCAAACUAACUCGGAUUUUACAGUCUUCGCUCGGUGGAAAUGCUAAGACGUCUAUGAUUUGUACAAUUACCCCCGCAGCCGUUGAAGAAACCAUAAGCACUCUAAAGGUAAACCUGUGAUACAGGGUAAACCUUUGAUACAGCUAUUUCAAGAAACGUUGUCAGAAAAAAUGUGCACGCGACAAUCCCGAAAGGUAACAUGGGAUAUGUUCAAUACACUGCUCUUGACACUGUUGCUGUCGAACCUACUUUUGUUGCUUUCCUUUAGCACUGGCAGACAUAUGUCCAUGGCCUCUCUUGCCAUUCUUUCAAAUUUCUUUGAAAAACAGUGAACUCAAAACCACCCACAAUACCUUUCGGGGUUGUCACGUGUACUUUAUCCGACAACCUUUCUCGGAAUAGCUGUAUUAAUGUCGUGCAUGGUUCAAUUUCCUCUGCUGAUACCUUUUAUUUUUUGAUGUUUGAUUUUAUAAAUUAACAAGUCCGCCCUCUUCCAAGCAGACUGCUGCGUUUCUAACAUGAGUACACGUACUUUUUUCUAUCGUUACAGUUUGCAAGUCGUGCCAAAACUAUCAAGAACUGUCCGGAAGUUAACGAAGUAAGCUUCCGUUUUGCUUUAUUUCCUAUGAACAGCUAGCAGAGCUGUAGGUAUUGGAGUAAUGUCGAUCAUGUCCUCUGUUUGCACGUUUUCAGGACGAACCAAAGGCUUGUUGUAUACUGAGGCCAUUUCUGAGUUCCAAAAUCUCUUACUUUCGUUGAAAACAAGACUAAGGCCCCGUCCACACGUAUCGGGAUAUUUUUGAAUCCGCAAAUUUUUCUUUUCGGAUUUAAAACUGUAAUUCACCAUUUCCACAUUUCCCAUAAUACACUUUGUUUGCGUUUUUCUUGCUUCCCAACACUCGCAAACAGUUUUGCAUAGAAGAUGAAGACAAUGCUUAUUCAAAACUGUUUUCGCGGUUGGGGGACAAGAAACACGCAAGAAAGUGUAUUAUGGGAAAUGUGGAAAUGGCGAAUUUCUGAUGAUUGAGAGAUAUGGUUGCCCCCCUCCCCCUGCCUCGUACCCAGGCACGUUCUAGCGGAUUCGAGAGCAACUGGGAUUUUGGUUCCGCGCUAGGUAUAAUUUUUCUAGUUCACCCUUCCCAGCGUCCUUUGUGUCCACGCUAAACGUCCCCAUGGUCCAUUGCGCGAAACUCCUUUAUGGCUCGUGCAGUCACGUUUUCCGUUGUCCACACUUGAGACGCCUAGGAACGAGGCAGCCCCACCCCUGGGCAGAGGUUUUCUGACAAAUUCCCCACCACAGAGACCGAGAUGACAAAUGCCCGCGAAGGGGGUUUACACGAUUGGAAUUGUCUGACCCGUAACUUUUUAACCCCUGGCUCACUUGUCCAAUGGACAAGGGUCUACAUAAGUCAUCUAGUAACUAAAUCAUUAGCUCAGACAAUCAAGCAAUGGCCCUGGCUAAGCAAUUUAAUGUAAGAGCUGCUUGCCCAAAAUUCAAGCUUUUUGCAAGCCUUUUUACGUCUCCGAUUUUUUAUUUUCAUUUGUAACGUUCAUGUAUGUGAGAAUGAUUUUGCCCGUGAAUAUUGCGUUUGUUCCGAUGAGCUGCGCUUGGUUUUCCAAGGAUGGCUCUGUAUAAGUAAUAAUUUAUGUUGCUGAUGAAAAUGCAUCUUGCUCUUUAGGUACUUGAUGAUGGAACUCUCCUGAAACGUUACCGCAAAGAGAUAUGCGAGUUAAAAAAGCAACUGACCGAGGCAAGUAACUUUUGCUUUUUUUCUUAGGAUUCAGCCGUUCUCGGGCUACACAACUUGUAACAAACUUAACUGAAUGCAUCCAUCUUGAUAUGUACUUUUUCUUCAUCAGAUGAGUCAGCAGUCAGCGAUUUCACAAAUGCAGGAGCUUCAAAUCGAGAAAGAGAAGGUAGAUGGCGUAAAUUGGUUUAAAAAAAUCCUUGGAUUUUUCUUUUUAUGUCGCUUAAACAUCAGCCCGGACGUUAUUAGACAUAAUUUAUAUACGAACUUUGCGUCUCCUGCGAGACUAUACUUUUUUUAAUUUCCCAUACUAAUAAGUAUUUUGUUAUUGGUGACUUUUUAAGUGCUUCUAAUCACCUAUCCAUCUAAUACCCGUGCUCAGCAAAAUCUAGAUCUGAAGAUUUACUUUCAAACUUCAUUGUUUUAGAGUCUGAAAACAAUAGCUACAAUUGCAUAUCACACUUGUAGAAGUUUUAUUAAAUCGACCCUUUGUGUAACCUGCGAGAGCAUCCGGUUUUUUGGGCUCAAGUUUUUUUGAAACCAGAAACUUGAGCCGAAAAAAAACGGAUGCUCUCGCAAGCUACCCCUUGUGUCGACAAAGAGGAAUUCAAUCUUCUUGAUUGAUGAGGCAACCUCUAAGAUUUGUACAGUGAGGCUUGAUUUUUCUAAUUGUUGUUGUUUAUAAUGUAUUUAGAUGGUAGAAAUGUUAGAACAACAACGCAUUCAACAGGUAUGAAAAAUAUUAUGAUAAUUAACCAUAGAGGUUACUGUCAGAUUUUCAAAUACUGGGCCUUUGCGCGAUACUUCAGCCUAGACUGCUAGCAGUCGUUCUGGACUGUAGCGCGGGUGAGCAUAUGAGGCACAAGCGUAAAAAGUUAAGCUUCGGUGAAACGGGAAACAAAAACAUGCAACUUGUUUUGCAACAUUGCUGCAAAACGGGAUGAAAAGGGAUGUUGCGCGUUUUACCACCUACGUUUAAACCCGUCAACAACCUGAUUUGGUUCAAGACCAGACUCGUACCCAGUCGCUAUUUAAGUGUUUAAUGGGGUGAGAGAAGAUUGGGGAUUAGGUUAGGGCGCGCACGGGUAACACCGCGGCAAAACGUCUACGCAUGCGCCAGGUUGAGCAUUUCCGGCCUCUUUUUCAGUCAAAUUUCAGUCACACUUUCCAGUCAGAUCAAAGCCUACCGCGCGCUUUCGGCUUCAUUCUGUGUGCAGCGUGUGGUUCAGUUGUUCUGCUUCAUGCUGCUCGUGUUUUUGACUAUUUUGUGGUUAUUGAAAUUGCUUUUAUGGAUAACUAGGCACAGAUCACUGAAACAAUUAGUCGAUUAGAUUCAGAAAAGGUAAGAUGAUAAUAACUUAGUGUGUAAUUUUGGCUAGAGCGUCAGGUAAACUGAUUUUCAUUCACGAAAACAAAGUUUUUGACUGUUAUUUUUCACUUAACCUGGCUGAAACUAAGACAUAAAAAGUUAUCAUUGCAAGUUGGUGUAUUGUAGUUCUAAUUUUCAGUUCUUCAAUUUCUCAGCCAUCAUGUCUUAAAGCCGAUUUGAGCUUUAUUUGGAAAACGACAACACAUAAUCGCUUUGUAGUUUUAUUUACCAGUGAGCUUUAAACGUGUUUUGAAACGAAACUCUUCUGAGUUGAUUGCCAUGAAACAUAAGCUUAACUAUAUUGUUGAGGUUGGCAGCAAGUUGACAACUCUAUUAAUUUUUUUCAUUCUCAGAAUCAGAGAGCAAAAGCUGGUUCGAUGGCUUUUAGAAGUCGAAAUUUUCAUGCCAUGUAUUUAGCAGGUGAAAGUUUCGUGUUUGCAUGAGAUGCAGCCGAGCCGCACAGUCUGAAAUUAUUGAAGUCUUCAACCAAAGAACAACCAUGUAAAAGAAUUAAAUAGGCAUUUUCUUGAGUGAAAGUCAUUUAUAGGCAUGUUUAGUUUCCCGGCACUGAAAACUCCGGGUGUUCGUGACUGCAGUCAUCAAAGUCGAAGUUGUUAUUAAAUCCCGCCCAUCUCUUGUUUUGAGUUCUUGUUUUCUCCGAUAAUAAAAAAAAUUAUUUAACGGACUAACAUUUUAUUUCCUGGUUUUAGUGUUAAUGAUAAUGAUGACUCCUUUUUGGUUUCUUUCAUAAGUAUUGUGAUUCUUUUCUUAGUUGUCGCCUUCUCCCAAAUUAACUUAUGCCAGAUCAGUAGCAUGCAAGAAAGCCAGUAAAAACGAAUUCGUCAUGUCGAGCGCUCGCGACCUGCAAACUUCAAAUAUCAUUUUCACCGUUGGUGCAAACAGAUAACCAUGUGGUGCAAAAGUUUGACGCUAGAAAAAUAUAUAAGCUUUCGAAUGAAGUGAGUUUUUUCGCCCCCUUUUUUGUCUGUUUCUCCCUUUUUGCUUUUAAACUUGGUGCGUCGGCAAUGUUAUGCCUACGCGAUUGGUUUAUAUACUAGACCGGAAACAAAAAGCUGACCGGAUGUCAAAUUUUAUGCUCAUGCGCAUUGCGUUUUGCCGCGGUGUUCGCACGGAUAAGCGCGCGGGUCUCAUGGGAAGCGACGAAGGAAAAUAGCGCGCCUGAACCUAAUCCCCAAUCUUCUCUCACCCCAAAAAACACUUAAAUAGCGACUGGGUACGAGUCUGGUGCAAGACAGGUUUUAUGCCGGUGGUAAAACGCGCAACAUCGCUUUGCAACUCUUUUUGCAGCAAUGUAGACUACGAGCAGUCUCUUUUUUCUUGGUCCGUCGAGCUAAACGCCCGAGACACGCAAAUCACCACGCGCAGGACUGAAGGUGCGAGAAGGCUGCCGCCCUCGUUUCUCGCGUCUCGCGGCUUCGCCGCAACACGCUCGCACGCGCGUGCACUUCCCUUACUAAAUCUGAAGAAAAAGAGAGACUGCUCGCAGUCUAGGAGCAAUGUUGCAAAACAAGUUACAUGUUGUUUGUUGCCUGUUUUUCCGUACCUUUGAAGUGCGAGUGAAAUCAGAUUUAAAAACUGUGAGUAAGUUCACUAAGUAAUAUCGAUUUUGAGGUCGUUUGCCCCUUGGCAUUUCGAAUUUUGUUUUUUUCUUAUCCUUCCACAGAGCGAACAAGAAGAGAAGAUAAAAAGGCUCCGUAACAUGAUUUGCUCCGCUGGCAAAGAAAAUGAACCUAAAGCAAACAGAGCAAGGUUGGCAAAGGUCGGUACCAUAUAGUUUGCUUCUUUUCUUCUUUCACCGAGUAAAGGGGUCUUGUUUAAGAGAUUUCGGUCAGGCAGUUUAGUUAAGUUUUUGAAUAGACACGUUUAGGUCAAUUUGUAUCACGUGACCAAGUCUCCCAUUUACUUGUCCUUUACUGUUCAUUAUUUCUACACAUAAAUUAGUAGUUCACGCAUUUUGUUUUAUCCAAAAGAAUUGUUUUUUUUUCUGCUCAUUUUCUAUUUUGAGAAAUUCUCAAAAACAUAGGGCCAUUAAAAAUAAAGAGCAGAAUAUUAAUAGCCUGUAAAAGAACCUCAAGAAAUGUGAAAUGCUAGAGUAGAGCUGUGACACUUCAGUAGAGGUCACUCGCUCAGGAAAAAAGUGUAGCAUAGCCAACGAUUUUGUUCGUUCGUUCGUUCGUUUUUCUUUUUGCGUUCCAGUGAUUGAAACCCAUAACAAUGGGAGAGGAAGGAUUUAUGGGAAAAAAUAACUGUCUCGUUUUAAUUUCUUUUCCUCAUCCAUUUUUUUCAGAGGCGUGAGACCUGGUGCCCAGGUGCGGCUCUGUCCAAGGCCCCUCUCGCCUCGGCCGCUUCCUUGGCCGUCCAGUCGCGUUUACAGCGAAUUGGCUCCAGCCCCAGUAGUGAUGGAAGUGAAUUUGAUGAGAUGCCAAGAGAAACGUUCUUUUCGAGGCUGGACGAGGAAGAGCAGCGAAAGUCUAAUGAAUUUGGCCAAAGAAGAGUUGGCUUUGUCAGCCCGAAGAUGAAAAGGUUGGUA
Porites evermanni is the source of this 13524-nucleotide messenger RNA. NCBI's taxonomy places the organism in Eukaryota, Metazoa, Cnidaria, Anthozoa, Scleractinia, Poritidae. The record is from the annotation of a GenBank genome assembly.